CCCGGACAAGUAUCCUUCCUCAUUCUGCUUCAGUGUUUGCUCGCUCCGCAGCCAUGGCAUUACUCGAUUGAGAACGUUCGGCAUCAAAGGCGCUAAAGGCGCAUUCUUGCGUGGCUAAUGUUCUACACUGCUGUCGCGGCAUGGGGAAGACCAACUCCGUGUGUCAUAAGACCAAGUCAGGAUGCAUCGCGCCUCGGUCUUGUUAUAUAUAUGACACACGCCCUAUAGCCUCCAUCAUAUCCGAUAGUGCAAACGAGUUUCUUGCUCAACAUCAUUUUCACAACUUUGUAGGGAUGUGUCCAGCCCUUAGAUUGCCAGCCUUGUGACGCAUGCCACCGCAUGCAUGUUGAAUGCAUCCCCUGCCCGAUAAAGAUUUCAAAUGCGGUCAAAAAAUCGACCAGAGCUCGGGAGUGUCUGGAGGAGGUCAGGGCCUUGACUUCAGGCGACCCCACAUGUGUUGAGAUAGAACGCGAGAGUUCCUUUCAUAUCAUUUCGCCGACAUUGCCAACCACAACCCAUGGAUGGGUAAACCAAGUGGAGACUAUUUCAGCCAUCGAGGGAUCCCCCAUCAUAGUUCCACUGGCAAACGAACUCGGAAAUGUGCCACUUACCAAUGCUCCUGCAGCCUUCUACCCACCUUCUACCUUGGGAUUAUACGAAUACGUCGGGAACAUCGACCAAUCGUCCGUCUUGGAUUUUGGUUCAGUCCCCUAUCCUGCAGCUAGCUCUUCUACUCGACCAUCUACUGCGUUCCAUUCACAAUCACAUGCCUCCCCUCACGAAACUCGUGGUGAGACUCUGGGAAAUGCUGCGAGUUGGAACGAGGAUGCUCUUGGAGUAUGGGAUACUGCCUCAUCCCUCGCGGAGCGGCCAUUCCCGAUGGUGGUGCUCUUGUAUAGGGGAAUUCCUUUGAGGCGAUUCUCUGUGCCCUUUCUUGAAACAUCAUCAAUGGUUUGGAAAUUUGUAAAUUCUGUGCUACCUUGAAUCUUCGAGUGCUUUUACAGACUCGCGAUGAAUGUACUUGUUUUCAACCCCUGUGCCUGCAUGUUUGCUAAUAUAUAUAUCCGACUGACU
Messenger RNA from Cantharellus anzutake, 1074 nucleotides. RefSeq lists its product as uncharacterized. The transcript has 6 exons. The record is from RefSeq and is a predicted model, not a curated record. Bases 340 to 984 code for a protein of 214 amino acids. NCBI's taxonomy places the organism in Eukaryota, Fungi, Basidiomycota, Agaricomycetes, Cantharellales, Hydnaceae.